GACGUUAGUCUUUUCCGUCAGGUUGAGACUUCUUUAAGCUGUCCUGCUCAUUUGUCAUGAGAAAAUCUCAGCCAUGAGGGUAACAAUUAUGUACAUGUAUUAAGAGUUUUAAACACCGAGGGCGGUUUUGCAGUUAGAAGUCUGAAGAAAUCAAGAUGACUACGAAUUUCGCGUUGCCAAAACCUUUGCGAAGAACCGGGAGCCUGCCUUCUUCCAGAACGGUCCGGAUUGUGAUUUUGGGGCAAGCGGCCGUUGGAAAAACAGCAAUGACAGUGCGAUUCAUCACGAAGAGAUUCAUUGGAGAGUACGACCCGACCCUCGAAACCAUUUACAGGCAUGAAAUGUCUAUAGGUGGAGAGGUGGUUCACUUUGAAAUUCUGGAUACAGCUGGACAGGAGGAAGAUGCCUUGCUCAUUGAGGAGAAGAUUAAGUGGGGUGACGGUUUUGUCAUCGUCUACUCCGUGACAGACAGGUGCAGCUUUGACGAGGUCAUGCGACUGUGUUUCCUUAUCAACCACAUCCACUCUGGCCCCCGCAAGAGCAGUGCUGAGCCUCCACCCAUUGUCAUUGUGGCCAACAAGAAGGACCUGGAGUUUGACCGGAUGGUGACCACAGAGGAUGGUGAGAACCUGUCCAAAGGCCUCAAGCUGCCUUUCUAUGAAAUCUCCACCAGGGACAGCUGUGAGGAGACAGCGGCUGUUUUCCAUGCGCUCUAUGGGGACAUGGUUCAGCUGCUCAACUCCUCUCCCACUUCCUUCAGGAGGCGGGCUGUCUCCAAGCUGAUGGAGAAAAUCCCCCGGAUCCACUCCAGCUCCACACUGGGAACCUCUGGCCGAAGCUUCAGCUUCAGUUCCUUUAAAGACUUUCUACAGGACUGAGGAUUGACUUUUCAUCAUUACAUACCUCCCUCAACAACCCCACCCCCACCGCCCCACCCCCAGAACUAAGGCCUGUUCUAACCUUGGACAUCCCGAGAAUAAUGAAAUAAAACUUUCAGCUGAAUCCAUACUUAGUUUUACAUGAAACUCUCUAACUUGUCUUGUCUUUCUACAUCAGUGAUUGGGAAACAAUUGACUUUUUUAGUCCCACUGUUGUUGUGGGUAGCCACCAUACUGGACAGAUCCGAGAGAUGAGGGAAAGAGUAAUCUUACCAUCAUUUAUAUAUCUGUAUGUGUAUAUGUGUGUG
Messenger RNA from Megalops cyprinoides (Indo-Pacific tarpon), 1186 nucleotides. RefSeq names its product ras-related and estrogen-regulated growth inhibitor-like. Gene Ontology annotation, molecular function: GTP binding; GTPase activity. NCBI's taxonomy places the organism in Eukaryota, Metazoa, Chordata, Actinopteri, Elopiformes, Megalopidae. The record is from RefSeq and is a predicted model, not a curated record. The transcript is spliced from 4 exons. Bases 156 to 878 code for a protein of 240 amino acids.